GCAGACCGUGUCAGGCACUGCAAUCCAGAACUUUUGGACCUUUUGCUGCAUAAUCUUCAACUAUACAAACGAGUAAUUUCCCGAGAUGGGCCUUUUAUCCAUUCUGCGGAAAUUCACGUCAGCCCCUGAGCGCGAACUAAGACUGUUGUUAUUAGGGUUGGAUAACGCGGGGAAAACCACCAUUCUGAAAAUAUUGGCUUCUGAAGACAUUACCAGUAUUACGCCGACAGCAGGAUUCAAUAUAAAAUCUGUGAUAAGCGACGGAUUCAAACUGAACGUAUGGGAUAUAGGAGGACAGAGGAAAAUUCGCCCCUACUGGAAGAAUUACUUUGAAAAUACCGACGUCUUGAUUUAUGUGGUUGAUUCGGCUGAUAAGAAGCGCCUAGAGGAAACUGGAAUUGAGCUUUAUGAACUGUUGAGCGACGAUAAGCUACAUAACGUGCCCGUAUUGGUUUACGCAAAUAAGCAAGACCUGCCAGACUCACUAUCCGCCUCAGAUCUCGCUCAAGCUUUAGGCCUGCCCACUAUUAAAGAUCGUUCCUGGCAAAUUCAAGCAUGUACCGCCUCUGAAGGCACUGGCGUCCGGGAAGGAAUGGAAUGGGUUUGCAAAAGCAUCAAAAAGAAGUAGAUUAUGUAUCCUGUAUAAGUCUGUAGGAGAUUGCAACUAUUGGCUGCCGGUAUGCAAAGCAACAAAGGCCAGUGUUAAUAGAACCAACAUUUAGAAGCACCCUGUACAGCAAAUAAGG
Molecule: messenger RNA, 746 nt
Organism: Dendroctonus ponderosae (mountain pine beetle)
Lineage: Eukaryota; Metazoa; Arthropoda; Insecta; Coleoptera; Curculionidae
Product: ADP-ribosylation factor-like protein 3
Exons: 4
Coding region: 86-628 (180 amino acids)
Biological process (GO): cilium assembly
Cellular component (GO): microtubule cytoskeleton; cytoplasm
Molecular function (GO): GTPase activity; GTP binding
Source: RefSeq, a predicted model, not a curated record